Rhipicephalus microplus (southern cattle tick) is the source of this 2376-nucleotide messenger RNA. RefSeq lists its product as uncharacterized. The record is from RefSeq and is a predicted model, not a curated record. NCBI's taxonomy places the organism in Eukaryota, Metazoa, Arthropoda, Arachnida, Ixodida, Ixodidae. Gene Ontology annotation, molecular function: GTPase activity; GTP binding.
UGAGAGGUGCCACCGCGGGAUUGGCAUGGUGCUGAGAGCAUUUUCGGAGCGUGCCUUUGAAAGUACAGUUGCCAUCGGACAGCCAAUUUCUCUUAUUUUCCUUGAUACUGAGGGCUUCGCAGCCACCAAUGUAUCAGAAAACUACGAUGCCAAAAUAUUUGCUAUUGCUACUCUGAUCAGUUCACACCUGAUUUAUAACUCUGUGAAGAUCAUUGACCAAAGUGAGAUAGAUUACCUGGAACUCUUGUCAAGGCGUACACAGCUUUUUGCCUUGAAGUCACAGUUGUCUCAAGCCAAGUGGAAAGGAGAGUUUGUUCAUGACCUGCUAAGCUUUCCUCCUUUGCUGUGGGUUGUACAAGACUUUGUGCAGACAACAGUAAACAAUGAAACACCCACACAGUGGCUUCACCGGUUAAUGGAGACGCAUACCAGGGAGAGUGAAGAAUACAAAAUCAGUCUAUUGGACCUGUUCAAGUCUUUGGAAUGCCACACCCUUUUUAUACCAGCUUUCAAGCGACCCCUUUUAACGGACUUGUCACUGGCAUCAGAAGAAGAUCUCACCGAGGAGUACAUUGAGGAGCGAAAUGCACUCACAAAGAAAUUGCGUGAGGUGUUGGUGCCAAAAACGAAAAAUGGCAAACCAAUCACAGGUCCUGAGCUUGCUGGCCUACUCCAAGUUCUUGUAGAUGCUGCAAAUGAAGGAUCUCUUGCUGACGUCCCGAGUCGGUGGAGUGCCUUUGUUGACCGCCUCAUGCACUCUGCAGAAGAUGAUUGUUUCCAGAUUUAUAUUAGUGACAUGAAUUCUCUACUUGAAAAACAUGACAAUGGUCCCAUUCAUGAUGACCUCUUGAUGGCCCAGCAUACAGAAGCAAAAAAUAUGACAUUCACGCUACUUCGACAGUUACUACAUGGUCUUCCAGAUGCCGUGAGCACUGCUAGUCACCAGUUAACAAAAAAGUUGGACAAUGACUUAGCUUUACGAAGAGAAAUGAACUCCAAAAGAAUUAAACUCUUCUGUACACGUGUGCAAAAUGAGUGUCUGCUGGAUGCUGAAGGCCGUUUGAAAAGUAUCCCUCUACCAACCACAAGUGCCGCUCUUGAAUCAAUCACAAGUCGCUACAUUGACAGCGUGCUGGAAGCAUUUGCUAAACAAAUAUCAGCACUUUUGCCUGAGGAAGGCAUUGCCAACUACACAAACUUAUUGAUGCGAUCCCUGAAGUUUUUGGUAGACUCAGUACAGCUGAAGAAUGAAAAGGCUAUGGAUAAUCUUUUUGAAAACUGCAUCGCCAAAGCCAAAGAUGUGAUAUCAUCUAAGGUAACUCUCACAAGUUUUUUAACUGAUGCGCAGUUUGAUCGGCUCAAGAAGGCUGGAAUUGAUGCAGCCUUUGCGGAGUUUGAUUUGGGAUGUGGAAAGUUCUCAACUGAAAAAGCUUAUGGACUACACGAAGCUAAGCUCAAGGUAUCCCUAUCAGAGUUUAUUGAGAAUAUCAAAAAUAAAAAUGAUCAUCUUGUGCAGCAGCACAUGGCCAAAACUAUCGACGCACUGGUUACUGUAUUUGAAAAAAAAACUGGAUCUGACUAUAUGCCCUUACCUAUAAACACCUCUGAACUUGACUUCAGCCUGGAGAGAGAAAAGUCAAACAUAGAAUCCCAGUUUGCAAUGGAUUUAGCUGAUUUUCAAUCUUCACCUCACUACGCACGCUUCUUCAAUGAACUUAUGUUACACUUAUCCAAGAAAUCAAAUGAGCGGCAUAAAGAGAAUGUAAAGGCAUUUGCUCAGGUUGUUAAUGGGCCACUGAGUAAAGCCCGCCAAAUUAUUCUUAUGUCUUCACAAAACUAUAGAACAGAGUUUAGUCUUCGUUCUUAUAUUAUGGAAGUUUGCCUUCUACACUUGGAAGAUGGAAAGGCGAAGCAUUGGCACGAAGACCUCAAGAGAAGCGUUAUUAGGGAUUUCAUGAAUGCGGACCCUGACCUUGUCAAGGCUUUGAGGGACGUUAAGGGAUUUUGGUCAAGCUUCCUGGGCUUCUUCCUGUGGUGCUUUUGGAUGUUAGGUAUUAAUCUGUAGAACUUUUAACUUAACUAGGCCCAUGGAAAGUACUACCCAUGUUUAAAAUUUAGUGUUACUAAUCAAAGUUAUGGUGUUCAAGUAAACUUUAAAAAUUUAGUGCCAAAGCUCCACUAACUGCAAGUGAAAAUUUUAGAAGGCCAAGAAAUGUUACAGUACAGCCUGGGCAUAUUUUUUUUAACAAAUAAUUUAUUACAGGGCACAGGUGAAAGCCCUUUCAUCACAUUUUACAUUUUUAUUUUUUCCAACAACUUCUCUGUUACGUAGUCAUUUAUUUCGUGCAAAGCUUAAAUAAAUCUCCUGUUUAUUCA